Molecule: messenger RNA, 2435 nt
Organism: Carassius carassius (crucian carp)
Lineage: Eukaryota; Metazoa; Chordata; Actinopteri; Cypriniformes; Cyprinidae
Product: nuclear receptor subfamily 1 group D member 2-like
Exons: 8
Coding region: 162-1865 (567 amino acids)
Biological process (GO): negative regulation of transcription by RNA polymerase II; cell differentiation; positive regulation of transcription by RNA polymerase II
Molecular function (GO): RNA polymerase II cis-regulatory region sequence-specific DNA binding; nuclear receptor activity; zinc ion binding
Source: RefSeq, a predicted model, not a curated record
CUGUUUUUAUUGGUCGCUGAUUGGUUGAGAUGGUCUGGUAGGUUUAGUUAGAAAUGUUCCUCAGGUAACGUUAGUGUCCGGUUAUACUCGCAUCGUUGCUGUAAACGGAGUGAAAACGGCACGAACACACAGGUGACUGCGGCUCUUAGCUGUCGGAGGACAUGGAUCUCACAAAGGCUGCAGGUGGAGUAAUAGCUUACAUUAGCUCCUCGAGCUCGGCCUCCAGUCCCGAGUCGUGCCACAGCGACUCCUCCAACAGCAGCUAUCAGUCCUGCUCCCCCCCCCAUGCGGGGCAGGCCCAACAGGGCGAGGCUCUCACUGUGGCCCCUCAGUCCCGCCCACCGCGGCCCAGUGGAGGAAAGGCACGUUCGGCCUCCACUGCCAAAAGUGGCAUUACAAAGAUUAACGGGCUGGUGCUGCUAUGUAAAGUGUGUGGAGAUGUGGCGUCAGGAUUUCACUAUGGCGUUCACGCCUGUGAGGGAUGCAAGGGUUUCUUCAGGAGGAGCAUUCAACAGAACAUUCAGUAUAAGAAGUGCCUUAAAAAUGAAAGCUGUCCCAUCAUGCGCAUCAACAGGAACCGAUGCCAGCAGUGCCGCUUUAAGAAGUGUCUGCUCAUGGGCAUGUCCAGAGACGCUGUGCGUUUCGGACGGAUUCCCAAACGAGAGAAGCAGCGCAUGCUGCUCGAGAUGCAGAACGCCAUGAACAACAUGAUGAACAACAGCCAUGGUAACCAGCCGCUGAGCGACCAGACGUCAGCCACCGAUGCAGCUUCAGAGCACAGCGGCUCGGGCCCUUCCUCCUGCUCCCCCUCCACCUCCCCCAGGAGCAACCGAUAUGAAUCCAGCCCUGACCCCGAGCUGCUGAGUGCCAUGGAUACAAGUCAGAGCUCAGUCUCUUCCAGUGCCACUGACAGCGGGGAGGAGGAGGUCAUUGGCACAGUGACUAGAGUGCACCAGGAGACCUUCAUGUACAAUCAGGAGCAGGCCAGUGUGCCUUCAGAGGGCCCCAACAACUACAGCCAUUGCUCAGAGAAGACUCAGGAGGUCUGGAACCAGCAGAGCAAUGUCUCCUCAGAGAGCGAACAGAAGCCUUCAUCAGCCAGUGCUCCAUGGGGGCCUGAAGACUCUGGCUGUCCUUUCAGACUGCCCAACAGUAGCUCCACUGGACCGUCUCUGCAGAACCUCUCUCUGAAAGCACAUAAUGACAAUGAAACAUAUGUCAAAGGCAGCUCUAGUGUCCCAACAUUUGCAAGGGUUAACAGGAUGCACCUGGUUUGCCCCAUGAACACAUCGCCCUAUGUGGAUCCUCAGAAGUCCGGUCACAGUAUUUGGGAGGAGUUCUCCAUGAGCUUCACCCCAGCUGUCAGAGAGGUGGUGGAAUUUGCAAAGCGCAUCCCAGGAUUCAAAGAGCUGUCCCAGCACGACCAGGUCAGCCUGCUGAAGGCCGGCACCUUUGAGGUGCUGGUGGUGCGCUUUACAUCCCUGUUUGAUGUGAAGGAGCGCACGGUUACAUUUCUGAGUGGCAGGAAGUACAGCGUGGAGGCGCUGCGCUCGAUGGGUGCUGGAGAUCUGCUCAACUCAAUGUUUGACUUCACAGAGAAGCUGCAAGCGCUGAACCUCAGUGAGGAGGAGAUGAGCCUCUUCACGGCCGUAGUGCUGGUGUCUGCAGAUCGCUCCGGUCUCGAGAACGUCAACUCGGUUGAGGCCCUUCAGGAAACUCUGAUUCGAGCUCUGCGCAGCUUGAUCACCAAGAACCACCCCAACGAAAUCGCCAUCUUCACUAAACUGCUCCUCAAACUGCCGGACCUGCGCUCGCUCAACAACAUGCACUCUGAGCAGCUCUUGGCCUUUAAGGUCCACCCCUGACCACCCACCAGCCCCAUAACUGUGGACCACACCCCCCAUCCAUCUCCAGAGCCUCCUUCCUGCGGCCCGUUUAGCCAGUGGGGAACUGUUAUUACUCAGUGCCCCUUUUCUGACACUUCUCCCCAUGACUUUCAAAGCACUGCUGGUUAAAUAUGGAGGUGGAGCGGGGAUACAAGAAGUCAUUGUACUGUAAAACGCCUGUAUUGUACUGUAAAAUGCCUCUGCUCAUGCUAAAGCACACGUCUCGCUGACACAAACUGGAGGGUUUUCGUUGUAGAUGCUUACGAGAGUUUGUACGGUUACACGGUUUGUGUGUGCGCAGAGGCACCUUGAAUUAGUUUUUAGAUUUAUAAAUCUGCCUGUGCAAUAAGUGACGCGUUCACUGGUUUUGUGAUUGUUCCUUGUUGGUCUUUUAAUACUUUCAGAGAAGAGCACGUAAGGUAUCUGUGGCACUUAUGAAUGCUUUGUGUUGCUAAAGGGAGAUUAUGAAUGGAUAUUCCCACAAACAAAUGGGAAAAUAAUUACAUAGUGCACAGUUUGGCAUCCUUUCUAAUUCUGAGAGAAUAAAAA